This is a messenger RNA of Penicillium crustosum, 762 nucleotides long. Its product is annotated as alpha/beta hydrolase. The coding region runs from base 1 to 762 and encodes 253 amino acids. The transcript has a single exon. NCBI's taxonomy places the organism in Eukaryota, Fungi, Ascomycota, Eurotiomycetes, Eurotiales, Aspergillaceae. The record is from RefSeq and is a predicted model, not a curated record.
AUGUCAUCAAUGACCAAACCCACUAUCGUUCUCGUGCAUGGCGCAUGGCAUGGCUCGUGGUGUUGGAAAUUCCAAAUCCCCGCACUUGAGGCUCUCGGGUAUGCCGUAGAGGCCGUGGACUUACCAUGUGUCAGUGGGGUACCUGGUACGACACAGUUCGACGACGCGGACCACGUACGAUCUGUCGUGGAAUCGCAGACAUCUAUGGGUAAGCGCGUUGUUGUGCUAGCGCAUUCCUACGGCGGACCGAUUGCAAGCGCUGCCAUCAAGGGACUUUCCGAUAAAGGCGUGCUGGGGAUGAUUGCCCUAUCUGCGUUUAUCUUUCCUGGAGGCAUGGAUCAAGGCACGGUUAUUCGCGACAUGGGUGGUUUGCCAUACGUGACGUGGGACGUGCCGAGUGAAGGUCUUUUCCAAACGAAGGACCCCCGCAGCUUGUUCUUCCCACCGGAUGUGUCGGCGGAUCUAGUUGACUGGGUGGUACCGCAGCUUCGCCCUCAGAGCAUGGCUGCCAAUAUGGGGAUUGUGCCUCCUCAAGCCUGGGAGGAUGACUCUUAUACUGGCAGAUUGGGCUAUAUUAGGUGCACUGCCGAUGUCGUCAUUCUCAUCGAACAGCAGGACGCCAUGGUUGAAGGUGCAGGUGGACAGGGGAAAUGGGUAGUUCGCACUCUUGAAAGAUCGGGUCACAGUCCCUUCCUUUCACGACCACAAGAAGUGGCCGCUGCCCUUGAGGAGAUUGUGAAUACUUUUGAAGCUAAGAUAUGA